AUGUCUUGGAAACAUGAAUUGGAAUCAUUGGUCCGUGUGGCAUCAAUGCCUACUUCAAGAUUGAAGAGUUUGGCACUUUCAUUAAGAUCACAUAUUGAGAAGAGUACAUCUUAUGUGAAUUACUAUAUUGGCUCAGUGAAUGAGUGUCUGAGACAUUGCAAUCCAGAACAUAUACUCAACUCUCUAUAUGCGAUCGAUGCCAUAAUGAGAGAUCUGAGGCAUUCUCCACAGACACAAAUAUACACGAUGAUGGAAGGUGAGUUGACAAAUGUAUUACUUGCCAAUGAGAAAAAGAUAUUGGAGACUAUUCCCCAGGAUUAUUGUACAAAGUUCAUUAAGUUAUUGGAUAUCUGGGUGAAUAAGAAGUUGUUCCCGAUGGAGUUAAAUAGAAAGUGGAUCAAUAGGAUCAUGACAGACUUGGAUGUGGAGUUGACCGAACCUACAUCAUCAUCAUCAGUGUCCAAUCACCAACACAAUCAAGACACAAUCAUGGCUAGGGCCAUGACUAGGACUACAACUACAACCACCUCGACCGCGACAAAUGUUUCAUCAAUGAUGGGCGACAGUCACAAAAGAAAGUUAAGCUCAUCUGAUGAGGAUGAGGAUGACAAUCCAUUGGAGUUUCUGAUGGAAGACGAUAGUGAUGAUAGUCAAGAUGAUAAUCCAGAUGUCGUGCGUGUUGGAAUGCUGGCCAAAUCCAGAGCAAAGAAAAGAAUAAGGAAGACUGGCCUCACAAAACAACGGUCAUCCGACCUCCUCGACAUGUCCAGUCUCAACAACGUCCGUAACAUGUCAUUACAUACCUCCCUACUCGACCUUCCCAAUGAGAUCAUCAGCAAGAUCCUCCUUGAUCUCGAUGUCCUGGAAAUACUCCGCAUCUCAUUCGUGUCAAGGUUCUUCAAUGAGUUCAUUCGAUAUUGUACAUUCUGGAGAGUGUUGAGCUUCAACAAUGUGAUCAUAUCAGAGUUGUGUCUAAACACAACGAUCAAGUCUUAUGGACAUUUGGUGGUCAAGUUGGAUCUGUCAUUCUGCAACUACGUCUCACACAGCUCAAUCAAGACCAUUGUCAACAAUUGCACACAACUCCAAUCAGUGUCCAUGUGCAGAUGUCCACUGUCCGACGACGACAUUGUCGAAGUGCUCAAACUGAAACAACUUCGCAAGUUGAACGUAUCACAAUCCAACUACUCAUUCUACAUCCUUGACUGCAUUCUCAACCACCGCGGUAUCACAAACCUCAACAUAGCUUGCAGCCAUAUGUUGUUGAAUAGAUUGUUUAUGAAGUGCACAGAUAAGCUGCCGGCUGGAUUGAGGAAGCUCAACAUUGAUUGCUACUGCUCCAACUUCUUUAGUUCGGUGGUCGGCGAGGCCGUCGAACAAAUAAUCACAAACAAUCAAGAGACAUUGAAGAUGGUCACACUCCACCAUGCCCUGUCAAUCGAGAAGAUACCCAGAGGUGUCAAGCUGAGGACCACCAACCUCUGGAAGUACGUCAAGUUCAACGACUAUGCCUCCACCAAGGAGGCCUUGCAUGGCAUCAAGAAGAAAGUGUUGGACAGGAGAUAUCACAAUGGAAACACAUCCAUCUACCAAGCAUCAGAGGAGGGCAAGGUACAACUGUUACAGUUGUUGAUCAAUGCUCGAGCGGACCAUUCAAUAUGUAAUUAUUAUGGAAUAUCUCCAAUCAUGGUAUCCAAGGAUAUAACAACUACCAAGGUCUGGAUAUCGAGUGGAAUCAAACCAAACUUACAAAUAGAGAAGGAGUUCUUGGCAGUCAUACCAAUUUUGGAGAAGUAUUACAAGUAUUUAAAGUCCAACAUACAAGAGCAUCCAUCAAUCAAUGAAGUACAAUCAUCUGAUGUCAAUCUCAUACUGACAUUACUAAAGAAUGAACAAAAGUAUGCAUUCAAGAGUGAUGUCAUCAGUCUUGCUCGUAUACUAUUGGCAUCAUUCUUGAAGAUACCAUCAUUGUUAAAGACUAUGAUCAAUGGAGAUAAUCUACAUCACAAACAACAACAACAACAACAACCAAACAUUACCACACGAUCAUUGGUAUUUAGUACUAUUGGCAAUGAUAUAUUCUUCCAGACAUUGAUGCCAUAUCUAAAGAAGGCACAACAGAAGAUAGUUCUGUUGGACCUCCUCGAGUUGGAGUAA
Acytostelium subglobosum LB1 is the source of this 2157-nucleotide messenger RNA. RefSeq lists its product as hypothetical. Gene Ontology annotation, molecular function: protein binding. The record is from RefSeq and is a predicted model, not a curated record. The transcript has 9 exons. The coding region runs from base 1 to 2157 and encodes 718 amino acids. NCBI's taxonomy places the organism in Eukaryota, Evosea, Eumycetozoa, Acytosteliales, Acytosteliaceae.